UGUGCAAUAUGGAAGUUUGUGUUGAUUCAGUUAGAUCUGCAAUAAACGCCGAAAUUGGAGGUGCAAAACGGAUUGAGCUCUGCACAGACCUUUUAGAAGGCGGAGUAUCACCAAGUGUAGGUCUGUUGAAGGUGGUCAAGCGAAAGGUAUCCCUACCCGUGUUUGUAAUGAUACGACCCAGGGGUGGCGACUUCUUCUAUUCUGAAACAGAGUUUGAAGUGAUGAUUGAAGAUUGCAAGCAGCUAAUUAAUGCUGGAGCUGAUGGAAUUGUAUUUGGAAUACUUGAUAGACAUGGAAAAAUUGAUGUUAAAUGUUGUCAAUACAUUAUAGAUUUGGUCAAACCACUACCAGUUACAUUCCAUCGAGCCUUUGACAUGGUCCCGGAUCAAAGCGUUGCAUUGGAGAGUUUGAUAAACAUCGGGUGCAGUCGUGUUCUCACGAGUGGAGCACGACCAACGGCUGUUGAAGGAUUGCAUAGCAUCAAAAACCUUGUGCAACAGGCUCGCGAAAGAAUUUUGAUCAUGCCAGGUGGUGGGAUAAACGAGGAUAAUUUACUUGAAAUAUUAAAGUCCACUGGAGCGAAAGAGUUUCACGGUUCAGCUAAAGUUUGGGUGCCAUCUCAGAUGCAAUUUAAGAAUACUCUCGUACACAUUGGUACAUCUAUGGAGGAAUAUGGACACAUGGAAGCUUCAUUAGAGAAAAUCAGGCGGCUGACAAAGAUUGCCAAUGUCUUGUCAUAGGUUGUAACUUCUCAAACGCAGAAUCAUACAUAUGUAACAAAACAAUGAAUGUAGGCAAACGUGUGUGGUUUGCUGGAAAGUAGAAAACUUGUAGAGUGAAUUAAUUAGUUCGAAUUCGAAGAUUGAUCAUCGUCCAGUCUAAAUACAAUAAUAUAUUUAACAUAUAUUUCAUUGUACAAAUAUAUUUCAUCAGUCGUAUCAUGUUAGACCAGAUGGUAUUCCAGUGGAAGCUUGGUUAUACAUUGGAAAAAUAGAGUGACGUUUUUCACACACAUCUUUAACAUGCUGUGCUUGGAGAGACAAUUCUAAAUUACCAGCUAAAUGUGCUUCUUAUUCUCAAAGUGUUCUAAUAAUACAGUGCAAGUAGCUCUAUGAAAGAUUAAAUAAAAUACGAUUGACAACAAAUUUCA
Messenger RNA from Xenia sp. Carnegie-2017, 1150 nucleotides. RefSeq names its product copper homeostasis protein cutC homolog. Gene Ontology annotation, molecular function: copper ion binding. The record is from RefSeq and is a predicted model, not a curated record. Lineage: Eukaryota; Metazoa; Cnidaria; Anthozoa; Malacalcyonacea; Xeniidae. The transcript has 9 exons. Bases 9 to 740 code for a protein of 243 amino acids.